AUGGCCAGAGACAAGCGCAUGCUGGACAGCGAGGGCAGCAGUUCAUCGGCGGCCGCCAUGGCCAACCCUAUCAAAAAGAAAGCAAGGAUCGAGAUGGGCAGCCCCGCCCGUCCGGUUAAGGCGCCAGAGACGCAAGUCGUCGAAUUUGCAUUGUCUAUGCCGAAGAGAUCCGACAAACCCCCACCAGGCAUAGCUAUACAGGACGUACUUCCUGUGGCGGUCAAGCGCGACAGCUGGCCAGGUCUAGCUGGUUUCACGACAUGGGUCCAUCUGGGCGAUCACUUCAGCAGGGGCCAUGCUCAGCAAGAAAAGGUCUGGCACGACUAUCUGAGGGAUCGCUUGCACGGUUCUGGUGCCACUGUGGAAGUCGAGAAUCUCGCCGAAGACAUUGCCUCCGCGUGGAGCGACAGCACGAUGCAGAUUGAUGACCUGUGCACUAACGGCCCCGAUCCGCAAGAGGCCUAUGACCCUGCGUCAACACUAUACGUUAUUUGGCUGGGAUACUGGGAUACUUGCUAUGAAGAGUGCGAAGGACCGAGCUAUUGCGAGAGACAGCACGAGGGCCAAUCCAACGACAAGUAUGAGGACCAAACUGAUGUCGACCCUGAAAAUGGCAGUAACGAACAACCCAAUGACAAGACAAGCGAAGAGUCUGAAGGCCACAGGGAAGACUCUCCUGACGACAGGGCUGACGACGAAGCUGAGAGCCAUGUCCGUGAUGGUCCCGAGGAGGUGGUCGACGACGAAGACGAGACAACCGAUAACGAAUCCGAGCAGGCCACCAAUGAUGAAUCUGAGGGGACGCUGCAAGCAGAGGUUGAGCCCAAGGGGACGGAACUCAUGCUCAAGCUACGACGGAGGCGCGCGCAGACGCCACAGCUGCACCCUGCAAAGGACCCUGAACUGGAGUGCUUGUCCGGAGCGAUCUCGUUGAUGUUCUCUUCCGCCGGCGAGUUAUACAAGAAGGCGAGCGCGCGAAACUUCCUUAUCGUCGACACACCUCCUGCGGACCGUGCGCCGGGCAUAAUCGAACAGGGGUGUUCAGACGAUGCAAGAUGGUUCAUACAGUUCUGGAACGAACGCCUAUAUGCCGCUGCGCGAGAAUUCGCCGGUGAUCACGAAGACGUAUCGCUGUUCGUGUUCUCGUCCCACAAGGUGUUGUCGGACUUGUUGGAUGAUCCGGAGGCGUUUGGAUUCGCCGAAGAAGACCGAACAGAGGAGAACGGCAAGAUAUGGACGGAACAUCCGCAAUGGGGCAUCGAUGUCAGCGUCUCCGAUGGUGUGCAUCGACUAUUGGCAGACAAGAUCACACUCGCCAUGUCGCGCAUUGAACAAGAAUGA
Molecule: messenger RNA, 1341 nt
Organism: Rhodofomes roseus
Lineage: Eukaryota; Fungi; Basidiomycota; Agaricomycetes; Polyporales; Fomitopsidaceae
Exons: 6
Coding region: 1-1341 (446 amino acids)
Source: RefSeq, a predicted model, not a curated record